Messenger RNA from Aureobasidium subglaciale EXF-2481, 207 nucleotides. RefSeq lists its product as uncharacterized. Bases 1 to 207 code for a protein of 68 amino acids. NCBI's taxonomy places the organism in Eukaryota, Fungi, Ascomycota, Dothideomycetes, Dothideales, Saccotheciaceae. The record is from RefSeq and is a predicted model, not a curated record. The transcript has 2 exons.
AUGGAAAACUACGGCGAGAAUAUCUGGGCAGCCGCCACAGCCAACGAGAUUGCCUCCAACAAUCCAGAGACGAUCGUGCUUCGCUCUGCGCUUCAAAAAGGCCCUCAAUCUUUCAAAGUCAACAAGAACUUGCUCUGUCAUCACUCGAAAUAUUUCGAUAGCGCUAUCAACGGCCAGUGGAAGGAAGGAGUCGAUCGCAAAAAAUAA